CUCCCUUCCUCCCCUCCCUCCCUCUCCGCAGCCGCUUGUGGCCCAGGCCACCCAUAUCGCAGAGCAGACACGCCGUCCGCUCCCAGUCACACACACACACCCAGUCACUUAUCAGUUCAUCCUUUUCUUUCCAUCAGAUUCUCGCGGACACACCUGGCCCAUAGCACUGCCACAUGGCGGCCUUCCGCGCCCUCCUCGUGCUGCUGGCGCUGCCCCUCGCCCGCUCGCAGAUCACCUCGAAGGCGUGCGCAGACAACUGCUGGACUGCGGCGUGCGCGGCGCACGACUUCGACUGCAUGUGGCUCUGCUUGCAGGGCUGCCCCAAGGGGCACGUGGUAGCGCGCGCGGCGGAGAAGCCCAGGCUGGGGCUGGGCGAGCUGGACGACGAGGCGCGGCGGAGGGCGAUCUCGGAGAUGGAGGUGGCGGAGGAGCAGCACAGGGCGCGGGCACCGAAGCAGACGAAGAGCAUCCGCGGUGCGAAGUGAGCCAGCGGCUCCUGCACCCGACCUGUCGCGCCCGUGCGAGGGGGGCCGCCGUGAGGCCGCCUCCCCCCCUCCCCUCCCAGUCCUGUCGCUGCCACGGUGCACUUCCGUCCCGCCAGGUCUCGCUUGGUGCUCCGAGCACGAAGGGAAACAGCCCAGAAGGGCGCUGCCAUCGGACAGCCAGGGGUUGGGCGGAGGGUGGUGAUGCGGGCGGCGAAAGGGGGUGUGGGCCAGCCAGGUGCCCUCGCGCCAUGCCCGACAUCCUGCCCCCUACCGCUCCCGCCCGUCCCUGCCCACCAUGUGCGCUGAGCUCUUGUCAAUCCGCUGGCUGGUGUGUUGUAGAUGGCCGUGGGCCUCAAGAUGGCCCCACCGUGCGAUGCGCGAUCAGAAGCCGGGGCUUUGUACUUUCGGCGAGGAGGAGAAGGAAGAAGGAG
Molecule: messenger RNA, 916 nt
Organism: Prorocentrum cordatum
Lineage: Eukaryota; Dinophyceae; Prorocentrales; Prorocentraceae
Source: the annotation of a GenBank genome assembly